Brassica oleracea var. oleracea is the source of this 1215-nucleotide messenger RNA. RefSeq lists its product as uncharacterized. The record is from RefSeq and is a predicted model, not a curated record. Gene Ontology annotation, molecular function: protein binding. NCBI's taxonomy places the organism in Eukaryota, Viridiplantae, Streptophyta, Magnoliopsida, Brassicales, Brassicaceae.
AUGUCUUCCUCAUCGUCUAGUGGCGUAGAUGAAAUGUUAAACGAAGCUUUUGACGAAAUGUUCGACCAGGAAAUUGAUUCCACCUUCGACACAAUAGUUGAUGUUCAAGCCAACAAGCCGAGGAGACGAACUUAUAUCGAAAGAGAUCGGGAACAAGGUCACAAUAUACUUUGGAACGACUAUUUCGGGGGAAAUCCUACAUACCCACCGCAAAUGUUUAGGCGGCGUUUUCGAAUGAAUAAGCUGUUGUUCCUUCGCAUUGUCGAUCGCCUAAGUAAUGAUGUUCCAUACUUUAAGCAACGAAGAAAUGCUCACGGAAGGUACGGGCUAUCUGCACUUCAAAAGUGUACAACAGCUAUACGUAUGCUGGCAUAUGGUCAAUCGGGAGAUACGUAUGACGAGUAUCUCCGACUUGGAUUGUUUGGCACAAAGAAGAGACUCAUUUCCGACGAUGGUUCCGAUAAAGAGAAGGAACAAAACAAGAACGCGAUUGCUGUAGCAACCGCAGCAGCUACAGCCGCAGAAGCAGGGGUUUCUGUGGAUAAAGCAGCUGCGGAAAUGGCUAGACUGACCGGUGAAGGAAGAGCGGGAGAUAUCAUCACGUGGGAGGAACGUUGGGCCGCUGUGAAAAUCCAAAAGGUCUGGGGCUCUUUGGCGAGGAAAGCAUUACGAGCUUUGAAAGGUAUAGUGAAGCUGCAAGCUCUAGUGAGAGGAUACUUGGUAAGGAAACGCGCCGCUGCGAUGCUGCAUAGCAUACAAGCUUUGAUUAGAGUCCAAACCGCUGUGCGUUCUAAACGCAGCAAUAGCUGCCACAAGAAAGAGUACAGCAACAUGUUUCAACCACGACACUCCUUUGAUAAGUUCGAUGAAGUGGCGCGUGAAGAGAGACAUCAAAAGAUUGUGCAGGUCCAUGACAUGUUUAAGAGGAGACGUAAACCUAGGCAAAUGCACAAUCUUGUCCCAAUGUCUGAAUAUGAAGACGGUUUUGUUUACCGAGGGAGUGAUUUGGAGCUGAACUUACCAAAGGAGAAGUGGAAGUUUGGGACUGCGCAAAGCACGCCAAGAUUAUCAUCUUCAUCGAAGUUUGCGACGACACCGAGACUAACCUCUUCAUCUCACCAUCACGCGGCUAAUAAUAAUCGCUACUAUGGCUCUGUUCGUUUCGUGGUCGCCAGCGUCAGCGACCAGAGUCAGCGACCAGCGACUGCGACAUAA